Messenger RNA from Mangifera indica (mango), 1681 nucleotides. Its product is annotated as acetylornithine aminotransferase, mitochondrial. Gene Ontology annotation, molecular function: pyridoxal phosphate binding; identical protein binding; transaminase activity. Gene Ontology annotation, cellular component: chloroplast stroma. Bases 121 to 1533 code for a protein of 470 amino acids. The transcript is spliced from 3 exons. The record is from RefSeq and is a predicted model, not a curated record. Gene Ontology annotation, biological process: arginine metabolic process. Lineage: Eukaryota; Viridiplantae; Streptophyta; Magnoliopsida; Sapindales; Anacardiaceae.
CUAGCCGCCGCUUUGAGUUAGACCUCUCCUUGGACAAAAUCUUUCCUCAUAAAGUUCUAAUUUUUCAGUUCAACUAAUUUUCUUUUUCAUUUUGCCGGCAACCAUACAGACUCUUAGAAAAUGCCCAACACAAUGAGUUCAAUUCAGAGUCCUCUUCGUGUAUCAAUCUCCGAAUCGACCAAUCUCCGCCGUCGGAUCAGUUUUGAAGGUCGAGGAAAAGUGAUCAAAAUCAACCACAGCGUCAAAAGAGUGACUAUUGUAUCGUGUCUCAGCGCGCAUGUGGCGGAGUCACGUGAGAGCGUGGCAGUAGCGAAGAGCAGCCAGGAGGUGAUGGAGGCGGAGAAGAAGGUGCUGGUGGGGACGUACGCGAGGACGCCUGUGGUACUUGUGAGUGGCAAGGGAUGUAAAUUGUAUGAUGUUGAGGGGCGAGAGUAUUUGGAUAUGAGUUCGGGGAUUGCUGUGAAUGCGCUUGGACAUGGAGAUGAAGAUUGGGUAAAGGCCGUGGUUGACCAAGCGAAUUUGUUGACGCAUGUCAGCAAUGUGUAUUAUUCCGUCCCUCAGAUAGAGCUUGCUAAGCGUUUAGUGGCUUCUUCUUUUGCUGAUCGCGUGUUUUUUACAAAUUCGGGAACGGAAGCAAAUGAAGCUGCUAUCAAAUUUUCCCGGAAGUUUCAGAGACACUCAAAUCCUGAUGCAAAAGAGCCAGCCAUGGAGUUCAUAGCUUUCUCCAACUGCUUUCAUGGAAGAACCAUGGGUGCUCUUGCUCUGACAAGCAAGGAACACUAUAGGUUACCUUUUGAACCUGUCAUGUCUGGGGUCACUUUUGUGGAGUUUGGAAAUAUAGAAGCCACCAAAAAACUGAUUCAGCGUGGUAAAACUGCGGCAGUUUUUGUUGAACCCAUUCAGGGUGAAGGGGGCAUAUAUAGUGCAACAAAAGAAUUUUUACAGUUUCUACGUAGUGCUUGUGAUGAUGCUGGGGCUCUUCUUGUCUUUGAUGAGGUUCAAUGUGGUUUAGGCCGGACUGGAUACCUCUGGGCACAUGAGCACUAUGGUAUCUUCCCAGAUAUGAUGACCCUUGCCAAACCUCUUGCCGGAGGCCUACCCAUUGGAGCUGCUCUGGUGACUGAACGAGUUGCUUCUGCCAUAAAUUAUGGAGACCAUGGAAGCACUUUUGCUGGAAGCCCCCUUGUCUGCAACGCUGCAAUUGCUGUUCUUGACAAAAUCGCAAAACCUGACUUCUUGGCCAGGGUCUCUAAGAAAGGCCAGUACCUCAAAGAACUUUUAAAGCAGAAGCUGGGAGGAAAUCCUCAUGUCAAAGAAAUACGUGGACAAGGGCUUAUUAUUGGAAUUGAGUUGGACAUUCCUGCCUCACCCCUUGUAGAUGCAUGCCGAGAAUCUGGCCUCCUUGUACUUACUGCUGGAAAAGGCAACGUUGUGAGGAUUGUGCCUCCAUUGAUCAUAACGGAGCAAGAGCUUGAUCAUGCAGUUGAAAUUCUUCACAAAUCCAUUCCAGUUCUUGACUGUAAUUCAAACUAGGAGAAAUAAUAUUGCUGCAUAGUAGAAGUUGAAGGAUUCAGUGCUCGAAUUAGUAGUUUAUGUUGUAACACAUUGUAUGAUGAAAACUGUUGGCACCUAAAGCUAAGCUGUGCUUAUUAUGAGGGAAACUAGUUUAUUUACAUUUUCA